Scatophagus argus is the source of this 690-nucleotide messenger RNA. It is a transcript of the gene nenf, whose product is annotated as neudesin neurotrophic factor. Bases 157 to 639 code for a protein of 160 amino acids. Gene Ontology annotation, cellular component: membrane; endomembrane system. The transcript is spliced from 4 exons. The record is from RefSeq and is a predicted model, not a curated record. Lineage: Eukaryota; Metazoa; Chordata; Actinopteri; Scatophagidae.
GUAAUUUCUGCUCCGCGUACAUUCAACCAGUAUGGGUCGCCCGACCACUAUUUUUACUUUUCCCAUGACAGGAAACGCAGCAUUAACUCCGUAAAGCAACGUCAGGGAAGCGGUCGAGCUUCCGCUUCCAAACUCUGUCCAAACAACUAUCCUACCAUGGCAACAAGGCAAAUUUGUGUCCUAUUGGUUGUCCUUUCUUCAACUUUCGCGGAAGAUGUUAAAUUGAAAUAUAAACCAUCCACCAAACCCGUCCGAUUAUUUACUGAGGAGGAGCUGCAGAGAUACGACGGCAGCCAGGAGGGACAGCCUAUUUACAUGGCAGUAAAAGGAGUUGUGUUUGAUGUCACCAAAGGAAAAGAGUUUUAUGGGAAAGAUGCACCGUACAACGCCCUGGUUGGUAAGGACUCCACUCGGGCUGUGGCUAAGAUGUCCCUGGACUCAGCAGACCUGACAUCAGAUACUACGGACCUCACCGAGGAGCAGCUGAAGUCUCUGGACAGUGUGUUUGAAGGCACAUACAAAGUAAAGUAUCCCAUUGUGGGCUACACAGCAUCACGCAUCCUCAAUGAGGAUGGAAGCCCCAACAAAGACUUCAAACCGGAGGACCAGCCUCACUUUCAAAUCAAAGAUGAGUUUUAAUCUCAGCUGACCUUUCAGUAAAAUCUUGUUGUGAAGACAUUUUGUCAUGGA